Bicyclus anynana (squinting bush brown) is the source of this 866-nucleotide messenger RNA. RefSeq names its product histidine-rich glycoprotein-like. The record is from RefSeq and is a predicted model, not a curated record. NCBI's taxonomy places the organism in Eukaryota, Metazoa, Arthropoda, Insecta, Lepidoptera, Nymphalidae. The transcript has a single exon. Bases 37 to 777 code for a protein of 246 amino acids.
AUUUUAAUUCAGCAACAGUAACUUGUCUGAUCAACAAUGAGAAGCCUUCUGGUGUUGUGUGGGCUCGCAGCCCUCGUGGCUGUCGUAUCCUCCAGGGAGAUACGGGAGAAGAGGGACGCUGAUCUAGAAGUAGCGGCUUCCCAUCACCACGGGCAUCACCAUGGUCAUCACGAGGGCGGUGGUCACGAGGGGCAUGAAGGCCAUCACCACGACCACGACCAUCACGACCACAAGGGACACAAGGGACACCACGAGCACCACCACGGACACCACGGCCACCACGACCAUCACGGCCACAAGGGACAUCACGGUGAGCACGGCGGCCACAAGAAGCACCAUCACCACGACGAAGGCCACCAUCACCACCACGGCCACGGAGAGAAGGGUCACCACGGUCACGGACACGACGAGCACGGCCACUGGCACAAGGGCCACGACACGAAGGGCCAUCACGGCAUCGAGCACCACGACGAAUUCAAGAAGGAUAAGCAUUUCCACGACCACCACGGAGAGAAGGGACACCAUUCCCACCACGGCGGUCACCAUCAUGAGGGCGGUCACAAGAAGGGCGGUCACUUCCACCACGGCCACAAACACCACGGCCACCACGACCAUGACCACGGCAAACACCACCACCACGAAGAUGGCGGCCACCACCACCACCACAAGGGACACCACGGAGAUCACGGCCACCAUGAGCAUCACCACCACCAUCAUGACCAUGGCAAGAAGGGCGAUCACGGUCACCACAAGCAUUGGCACCACAAGGGACACUAAGCCAGUACCAAACAUAAUGUUAAUCGUUGAAUUUGUUAAUUUAUGUUUUGUUAUGUUUUUGUUACCAGAAAUAAAAAGUUUUUAUACUU